Messenger RNA from Marmota monax (woodchuck), 6152 nucleotides. It is a transcript of the gene Znf408, whose product is annotated as zinc finger protein 408. NCBI's taxonomy places the organism in Eukaryota, Metazoa, Chordata, Mammalia, Rodentia, Sciuridae. The record is from RefSeq and is a predicted model, not a curated record. The transcript has 6 exons. Bases 304 to 2469 code for a protein of 721 amino acids. Gene Ontology annotation, cellular component: nucleus.
ACACCUCCAACCAGCUUCCGGUUCGCUGCCCGGUCUAAACAUGGCCUUCCCUGGAGCCCCGUCCACUUCCCCGCACUGCCCGCCGAAAUCCCUGCCUCGGGGAGGGACAACGUAACUGUCCGACUCGUGGCUCCCCGUUUCCGCAAGGAGGGUGAUAGAACGCAUUAGUUCCGCUUAUCCAGAUACUCGAAUCCCUGGUGGGCCUCCAGAAACCUAGAGGAAAUUUGGAAGUCCCUGACUGUUUCCGGGAGGAGUUGAAAUGAGGACGCUCACUUCCGGCGGAGGGAGGUAUUUUCAUCUGGGAUGGAGGAGGAGGAAGCGCCUUACUUGAAUGGGGAGACUCUGCUGCCGGCCCCGGAACCGCGCCUGGACCCGGAGUCGGGAUGGAGCCCAUUGGAAGAUUGUGCUCAGUGCCUCAAAGACCGCCCGCCUUGGGGGAGCCGGGCCAUUCUCGCUCUAAAGAGCCUUCCCCGGGGCUUGGCCGUGGGUCCCUCACUCGCUCAGGAACAGCGUUUGGGGGUCUGGUGUGUCGGGGAACCCCUACAGCCAGGACUGCACUGGGACCCUCUGGAAGAAAAGGCUGUCUCCGAGAAGGGCGAGGAAGUGAAACGACAGCAGAAGGACCUGUCACUAGACCCAUGGGGGGCAGUGUGUGCCUGUGAGCAGAGUUCAGGCUGGACCAGUUUGGUGCAGCGGGGCAGGCUGGAGAGUGAGGGAAACGUGGCCCCAGUUCAGAUCAACGAGAGGCUUCACCUGCAGGUGUACCGGGUUGUGCUGCCAGGCUUUGAACUGCUACUGUGGCCCUGGCCUCCCUCAGAUGGCCAAAGCCCCACACAGCCCAGGCUAGAGGAGGAGGCAGCUGUGGAGGUGGUGGCAGAAGAAGAGUCUGAUUUACAACAACAAGUGGCCUCCCCUGGAGAGGAUGCAGCAGACCCUUGCACAGAUCUUGGUCACCAGUCACAGCACAGCAUCCAGACAGAGAAUGUGGUGAACUCUGAGCCUAAGUCCGAAGCCCAGGAUCAGCCUUCCAAGAAUACCCAGCCUCUUGGCCCGUUGCUUCAGGAUGGCAGUGUGGAUAGUGUGGAUGAGGAGUGCCUGCUCCAGGCACAGAUGCCACCUGAAACUCAGAGCAGCUUGGCCACCCAGCAGGGCACAGAGAGCAGUGAACCUGAAUCUCAGAGAGGCUCCACUGCCCAGGUAGACUCAGAGGACUGUGAAGCCAGUUCAUUACCUUCUGCCAGGGGCACCCAGCUGCAUGCCUGCCUGGCCAAGAAGUUAUGUGGCCCCAAUGAUCAGUGCCCCCCCAGAGCAAAGACCUCAGAGCCCGGGGCCCAGCAUUUCCCUGUACUCUUAUGGAGCCCUGCUGGAAAUGCCCCAAAGCAGGGGCGACGGUACCGGUGUGGGGAGUGUGGAAAGGCAUUCCUGCAACUGUGCCAUCUAAAGAAGCACGCCUUCGUGCACACAGGCCACAAGCCCUUCCUGUGUACCGAGUGUGGCAAGAGCUACAGUUCAGAGGAAAGCUUCAAAGCCCACGUGCUGGGCCACCGUGGGGUGCGACCCUUCCCCUGUCCACAGUGUGACAAGGCCUAUGGCACCCGGCGAGACCUCAGAGAACACCAGGUGGUACAUUCUGGUGCACGGCCCUUUGCAUGUGACCAGUGUGGCAAAGCCUUCGCCCGCCGGCCCUCCCUGCGACUGCAUCGCAAGACCCACCAGGUGCCAGCUGCCCCUGCCCCAUGCCCGUGCCCUGUUUGUGGGCGGCUCCUGGCCAAUCAGGGUUCUCUGCGGAACCACAUGAGGCUCCACACAGGGGAAAAGCCCUUCCUGUGCCCACACUGUGGCCGGGCGUUCCGACAGCGGGGCAACCUGCAUGGGCACUUGCGGCUGCACACCGGGGAGCGCCCCUAUCGCUGCCCUCACUGUGCGGAUGCCUUCCCCCAGCUGCCUGAACUGCGGCGCCACCUCAUCUCCCACACUGGGGAGGCACACCUCUGCCCCGUGUGCGGAAAGGCCCUCCGAGACCCGCAUACCCUUCGUGCCCAUGAGCGCCUGCACUCAGGGGAGAGGCCCUUCCCAUGUCCCCAAUGUGGCCGUGCUUACACACUGGCCACCAAGCUGCGGCGCCACCUCAAAUCCCACCUGGCAGACAAACCCUACCGCUGUCCCACCUGUGGCAUGGGCUACACCCUCCCCCAAAGCCUCAAGCGGCACCAGCUUAGUCAUCAGCCUGGGCCACCCUCCAAUCCCCCCUCUGUGCCUCCUGCUGCUUCUGAGCCCACCAUGGUGCUCCUGCAGACUGAGCCAGAGCUCCUGGACACGCGCAGCCCAAGUGAAGCAUCUCCAACCAGGGAUGUUGUUGAGGUCACCAUUUCAGAGAGCCAGGACCCUAGCCCCAACCUGGUGCUAAUCCAUAAGGACAUGGGCUUUAGUGCCUGGGCAGAGGUAGUGGAGGUAGAGACAGGCACCUGACACGUGGGCCUUCUCACAGCUCUCCAUAAAGUCUGUAGCUCUACGCAUCUGCAUCUUCUUUCUUUUUGAGUUACCUGGUAGGAACAGAAGUCUAGGAUGGUCCUCCUGCUUAUGAACCAUUGAACUGUCCCAGGACUGCCAGGUCAAACCUCUCCUGGGUACAGAUCCUUUUUGACUCCCAGGAGAACUUGCCCCUACCUCCUCCCCCUGGAACACCAUGGAUGCUUGUUCUGUGAGCCUCACUGAAGUGACCUCAUCUCCAUCCAGUGGGACAGCCAGUAGUUGGCAGUGCUCCUAAACCACUGGCUGUUUGCCAGGGUAGUACACCCAUCAAACUCUCUUGGGGAUAAGCACUUCCAUUUGGAACCAAUUUGACUUCUGAGAGUUGGAAGAGCUCAGCUUGCAGCCCACAUCACACAUCUCUGUAGUUCAGUCUUUAGGUAAUUUUUUUGACAGCUUUUCAUACCACCUAAGCCCUAAGUUAUCAAUCUGUGCUGAAAGACAGCAAAUUCCUUGGGAGGCAGCCGGGGCCAGAUCUGUGCCCUUCUGUGUACCUAACAGCCCAGUUCAGAGAAGGAGUAAGGAAGUAAUGUGUUUUCAUCUGCUCUGGGCUUGGACUGCCCUAGGUGCUGGGGGUCCAGCUAUAAACAAGACAGAGGAAAUGCCCUUUAGAACCACCAGGUCAGGAAUGGGGGCCAGCAAUCAUAGGGUAAGAGUUCAGUGGGGGCACCACUAGGUGCUGUGGUGUGUUAAUGGGACUGACUGUUUUAGCCCAGCCUGGGGCACCAGGGUGGGCCUCCUAGUGAUAACAAGGAACACUUUGGCCUUACUGUGAACCAGUGCUUUAUGUGAGUAUUUAACCCAUGAAGCAACCCUGACAGGUAGGUAGCAUUAUUAAUCCUUGUUUUAUAGAUGAGGAAACAAGUACAAAACCCCUUAAGGAUUGUGUCCAGGAUCACAAAGCUACUAGUGUUUGAGAUUCAAAUCCACCUAGUCCUGCCAGCACUGGAGUUAGGCUCUUAACCUCUGCACUCCAGGGUCCCUUGUUCACUUGUGACCUGGAUGAGUAGGUAUUUGGAAAAGUAUAAUAAUGGGGUGAGGGGUGAAAGCUGAGGUGCAGUCCUACAGUGGGUGGUCUUAGAAGACAACUUGAGCAGAGACCUCAGCAAGCCAGGGGAGUGAGCCGAGUGGGCAUUGGGGAGCAGCUUGAAUCCUAGCAGAUAACACAGUGGAGUGAGGACUGAGGGGCCAUGUCUGCGGGGGUAGUUACUUGGGGAGAUCUGUUCACUGGGAGGUCCAAGUGACUGAAUUCAAGGAACAGGUGGAUAAGGAGAGCUGAUCCUCAAAGCUUGGGUGUGCUGUCUCCUGGGGGUGGGCCCAAGUAAACAGUUGGAAACAGGUACAAACCUGAGAAGAAAAACCUUGGAGAGGUUGGAGAGGGAGAGGCAAAUAGAAGACGUGGGAGUGGAAGAUUCAGGGAGAGGGGAGGAGAUGCAGGCCCAGGGUCAACAUGGCCCAGCCCUUUAGGUUGAGGAGAAAGGCUCAUGAGGGGAGUCUGAAAUAAGCAACCAGUAUAAGAGACACAUUUGCAAAAUGUGUCACUGCAGCUAAGGACACAGCAUUUCAAAAAGGGGGAGGUGGUCAGCAAUGCUGCUGUUGAGAGGACUGAGGUUCAUGGAAAUCACUGGGGAGCUGAGAGUAGUUGAAAGCCACAUUGAAUUGCUUGGCUUUGAGGAAGAGUGGGAAGACAAGACAGGAAGCAUAAACAUUCUUUUUGCAUGUGUUACUAGGGUUUGAACCCAGAGGCCCUUUUUGAAAAUCUUUUAAGACCUAUCCUUGCUAAGUUGCUGAGGCUGGCCUUGAACUGGGAAUCUUCCUCCUGUCUCAGCUUCCUGAGUAGCUGAGAUUACAGGUGUAAACUACUGCCCACCCCAUGGAGAAGCACAUAAAUUCUUUCAUCUCUCCAUUGUCCUACAAAAUAGGUGAUUCACAGAUAAUGAAACUGAAAAACAGUUUUUAGGCUGGGUGUGGUGGUGCAUGCCUGUAAUCCCAGCUGCUGGGGAGGCUGAGGCAGGAGGAUUUUGAGUUCAAACCAGUCUCAGCUGAAGCCCUAAGCAACUCAGUUAGACCCUGUCUCUAAAUAUAAUAUAAAAAGGGGGGGGGGGGGCUGGGGAUGUGGCUCAAGCAGUAGCAUACCCGCCUGGCAUGUGCGGGGUGCUGGGUUCAAUCCUCAGCACCACAUAAAAUAAAGAUGUUGUGUCCACCAAAAACUAAUAAAUAAAUAAGUAAAUAAAAAUUAUAAAAAAGGGCUAAUUGGGCUGGGGUUAUAGCUCAGCGGUAGAGUGCUUGCCUCAUACUUGUGAAGUACUGGGUUCAAUUCUCAGCACCACAUAAAAAAUAAAUAAAGAUAUUGUGUCCAUCUGUUUAAAAGGGGGUGGGCUAGAGAUGUGGCUCAGUGGUGAAUCACCCCUGUUGAAUCCCUGGUACAAAAAAAAAAUUAGUUUUUAGUCUUUCAACCUUGUUUCUUGGGGCUUGCCAAGUUUUUUUUUUUUUUAACAUUUUUAGUUAUGGAUGGACACAAUAUCUUUUUUAAAAUAUUUUUUAGUUGUAGGUGGACACAAUAUUUAUUUUUAAGGGGUGCUGAGGAUCAAACCUAGUGUCACACAUGCUAGGCAAGCGCUCUACCACUGAGCCACAACCCCAGUCCCCCCACAUUCUUUUCUAGCAUCAUUCAUUGUUAGGUUCAGCAGAGUGCACCUGUAAUCCCAGAAACUCAAGAGGCUACAACAGAAGAAUCGCAAGUUCAAAGCCAGCCCUGGCAACAAUGCAAAACCCUGUCUUAAAGUAAAAUUUUAAAAGGGCUGGGGAUGUAGCUUAGUAUUAGAGCAUCCCUGAGUUCAGUCCCCAGUUCUGGAGGAAAAAAAAAAAAAGAAUCACAAUGAACUCCACUAUUAUGUAUAAUUUUAAAAGUUUUUAAAAAUAUGAAUAUAAUCACAUGUCAUAUAACACAUCAAAUUAACAAAUAUUUAAUAUAAUCAAAUAUAUAAUCUACAUUGAAAUGUUAUUCUUUUUUUUUUAUUUUGGUGUUGAGAUGGGGUGUCACCAUGUUGCACAGGCAGGGCUCAAAUGAUCCCCUCAGCCUAAGUAGCCAAGACUACAUGUGCACACAGUCACAACCAGAUAUUUAAACAUUCUUGUUUAUCAAAAAAAAAAUGUCUUUUUAUAGUUUUUGUUAAAAAAUCUAAACCAAUCAUAGUAAUUCUAUUUGCUUUUGACGUUUGAUUGUUAGGUCUCAUAGACUCCUGUUAUUCUGAAUAGUCUUCCUUACCCCACCCCUUUAUUUGCAUGUCAUGAGUUUGUCAGAGAAAUGGGUCAUUUGUCCUGUUGAAUGUCCCUCAUAUGUUGAAGUCCCUAACAUAUUUAGGAUUAUGUUGGUCUCUAAUUUAUUCCUUUACCUUCUGUAUUGCCUGUAAACUUGUGAUUAAAGCUAGAGUUUUUAUUAGCUUGUGUUCAUGAUUUUAGGACAAACCUUUACAGCUAUUUCAUUAUAUCAUAUCAUGUAAUAAUGCUGCUUAUUGGCUGGGAAUGUAGCUCAGUGGUAGAGUGCUUGCCUAGCAUGCACAAGGCCCUGGGUGCAAUCCCUAAUACUGCGAGAAACAAAAACAAAUAAAUAAUGCUGUCUA